Rhizoctonia solani is the source of this 402-nucleotide messenger RNA. RefSeq names its product Retrotransposable element Tf2 protein. The record is from RefSeq and is a predicted model, not a curated record. The transcript has 3 exons. NCBI's taxonomy places the organism in Eukaryota, Fungi, Basidiomycota, Agaricomycetes, Cantharellales, Ceratobasidiaceae. The coding region runs from base 1 to 402 and encodes 133 amino acids.
AUGGGUUACAAUAACAUCCAAGUUAAGGAAGGUGAUGAAUGGAAGACUGCUUUCCGCACCAAAUAUGGCUUGUACAAGUCCCUAGUCAUGACCUUUGGCCUGACCAAUGCGCCCGCAGCUUUCCAACACUUCAUGAACAAGCUGUUCAAAGAGCUGCUGGAUGUAUGCAUCAUCAUAUACCUUGAUGACAUCCUGAUCUACUCCAAGGAUGACUUAUUCUGCAAGGCCUCAAAAUGUACCUUCCAUGUCACCUCUGUGGAAUAUUUAGGAAUCAUUGUCUCCAACAAAGGUUUCAGCCUGGAUAAGCUCAAGAUCCAGGCAGUACGGAUUGUCCUAGACGUCUGCGGCGAUGGGGAACCCUACAACGACAAACCAACUAUCUACGGUGACCACGCGCUAUAA